Messenger RNA from Syngnathoides biaculeatus (alligator pipefish), 2730 nucleotides. RefSeq names its product TNF superfamily member 10, like (gene tnfsf10l). Gene Ontology annotation, cellular component: membrane. The transcript has 7 exons. Lineage: Eukaryota; Metazoa; Chordata; Actinopteri; Syngnathiformes; Syngnathidae. Bases 140 to 1078 code for a protein of 312 amino acids. Gene Ontology annotation, molecular function: tumor necrosis factor receptor binding. The record is from RefSeq and is a predicted model, not a curated record. Gene Ontology annotation, biological process: immune response.
CCCUCUCGUCCCGCAGGCAGCUCCACUCCUCCGCUCCAGCGGCCACGGCCACAUCCCCGCUGUAAGCUGGCGUCCUCUUGCAUGGAGAUUUAAAGGGAACUUUGCCACCGUCCUCUGGGGUCCGUGCGCGGGGGGCGCCAUGGCCAGCCCGAGCGAGCAACAGGAUUAUUUCCGAUCGGUUAGCAACGAGUCCGCCACCUACAUGAUGGUUCCGGCCGCCGCCGGGGGGAGGCGGGAAACGCCGUCCAAGAUGUGGGUGGCCCUGGUGGUGGCGGUGGUGGUGGUGCUGCAGGUGGCCUCCACCACGGGGCUCUUCGUCUACCUGAACAUGUCCAUCUCCCAGGUGCGCAGUCAGGGAGUGACGGAGGAGCUCAAAUGUCUGAGCUUGCUCAACGCUCUGGACCAGGACAUCCCGGAGCAGCUGGCCCAGCUGCUGGGAGAGCCUUGCAUCAAGCUGGCCGAGGGAAUCAAGGCCUACAUCUCCAAGGUGACUGAGAACAUCAUCUCCAAGCAAACCUUUAUGGUGGCCAGGACCAUGCCUCGCUCUUUCAACAACUCCGGGUCCAAGUUCCUGAGCUCAGUCGUGCAAAGGCCUUCGGCCCACUUGACUCUGCGAGACACCGCUUCGCAAGGGUACCCUCAGCUGGGACUGCACCAGUCCUGCCGCCACGUGGUGCGCUCGUGGGCCAACCGCAGUUUGGGUGCCCACCUGCACAACAUGACCUUGAGCAACGGAAGGCUGCGAGUUCCCCAGGACGGCCGCUACUACCUGUACUCGCAGGUCUACUUCCGCUACCCGUCGCCUGCCAGCGGAGACACGGAUCAGCGCAGUGUCAGCCACCAGUUGGUGCAGUGCGUCUACAAGAAGACCUCCUACCCGAGCCCGAUACAGCUUCUCAAGGGGGUCGGCACCAAGUGCUGGGCGCCCGAGGCAGAGUACGCUCUCCACUCAGUGUACCAAGGGGGACUCUUUGAGCUAAGGGCCGGCGACGAACUCUUUGUCUCAGUCUCGUCGCCCACUAUGCUCAACGCCGACGAUUCCUCCAGCUAUUUUGGAGCCUUCAGACUGGACCUCUGAGCGGUGGAGUCUGCAGAACCCGCUAGACGGAAAAGGACAGAGGCUGGGCCGAAGGUUGACUUUCCCGGUUUGCUCGGAAGGAUAUGCGGAACCGCUCGACAAGCGAGGAAAUCGCCGUGCAUAAAAGGAGGGAGAAAGUCCCAACAACCUUUUUGAGCCAAAGCAAACCAGAAGACGUGAGGCUGCUGAUGAACGUGUUUUGAUCCUCUGGGAAGGAUUGAUUUUUUUGCGGAGCAAUCACGAAUCUGCUGCCGGUCUUGCCAGGGGAUCCUUAGAUAUGAACUCCAGACCAAAGAAUGUACAGACAAUAAAACAUUGAAGGAAAGUGGAGCAGAAAUCCAAGCCGGGACAAAUGUGUUCAUACAUAUCAGUGAAGGGAGGUGAUUUCAAAAGUCAUCAAUGUGUUCUUUUUACUUUUUACAAUUUAAGGCCACUUGUGCUGCUCACUGAGAACUUAAGGGACAGUGAGGAGGAAGAGGGGGGGUAGCGCAGACUGAGGCAGAUGACGAAGGGAGGGGGGCUAGGUUGAGACUCACCAGCAGCCGGACCAGUUUAGCUUCAUCUCUUUUUCCACAUGUAAAUAGCACAAUGCCAAUGAUGAAAAUCCGAAAUCUGGUCUUUCCUGCCAAACCUGCAAAUCUCAAUGUGGAACAUUUGCACAAAAGUUCUGCUCACGUUUACAGUUCAUACACUAAUCGAACUUUUGGACAAUGUCCAGUACUCAAUUAAAAAAAAAAAAGGUUUUCAAAGGAAAUGAUGUGAGAGCGUUUAAAGUGUGGAUGAAAAGUUUCAGGGGUGAAUAGUGUGAGUUCAUGUGGGGGGCUCCACGAUGUAUGUCACAUGAAACAUUUGUGGAUAAGGACUCUUUAGAAGUGCGGGUCUAAAUGUGCAUUAGUCAUGCAAAUACUUUGCUGACAGCAGCUCCAAGCAGAACCAUCUGCUGCCCGUUUGGACGCAGCCAAACAGUUUGUUCAGCAAAUUAAAGGACAAAAGCGGAAGAAGAAGAAGAAGAAGAAGAAAAUGACGACACAAACCACCACGCGACCCCAAGAACAGGCCGGACCAGGCAGCGAUUUGAGAGGGGCUCACUUGCGUCGGAAGUCGAGGUCAACCUUCGGGAUGGAAACUUUCUGUCUAUAUGAGGCAAAAAAGCAUUUGUCUGUACUGUCUUUGCAUUUUGGAUGUUCCAGCUGCGUGUUUGGGGAAAAAAAAAAAAAAAAAAAAAAAAAAAAAGCGCACUCAGACAUCCUUGAUUAGACUGAAAACCACCAGAGGAGUUUGUUCCAAUGUGUUUCCAUUUUUGACAAAUUCUCUGCCCCUUUGUCAUCGUUGACGGCUCCAAAUACAGAAGCGAGGAGCGGUCGGAGGAGUCAUUUCCGCAGGCCCGGACUCACACGAGACCUUUCUUCAAAGAAAAAUGAAUUUGAGUUUGGAGGCCACACCUGCAACAGCUUCCUUCUGAGGUGUUGUCGGGAUCAGUCGGUCAACGAGACUGGAAGAUGUGCCCGGCCGGCUUGAGCUCAAAAGCUGCCAAAAAAAAAAAAAAAGAAAGAAAAAGAAAAAUCCGGACGCGCUCAAGACCACGCCCCGGUGCCACUGGUUCAUCGGAACCAGAUUCUGUCCGGGCUUGAAAAACAACCUCAAUGUUUUUU